AUGCUGGAUAUCAACAACAACAACAACAGCGAGGAACAAGAAACACCGCACUACGACCAUCCACAUCUUCGUCAAAGGAAUACUAAGACUCGCAAUCACGAUCAUCAGACUGACGAACACCAUGCGCUCUCAAACCAAUCGAUCACGAAUCAUGAUCUCCCAUCACCGCCCUCAGAAGAACAAGCCCUCUCACAGGAAGAAACAUCACAAGAUCCAACGACGAUCGGAGCGAGCACGAGUGAGCCAUUAGAUCAUCAGCACAAGAGUGAGAGUACACAAGAAGAAGCAUUAAGACCACCAGAUGAGAAAGCUUCUACGAGUGAAACAGCAAAGGAAUCGAAUGAGGAGGAAGCUCAACAAGCCGAUGAGGAAGAGCCGCUCUGUCGGAUCUGUUUGAGCGGACGAGACGAUGACGAUCCGAGUCUGGGUCGGUUCAUCCAGCCCUGUCUAUGUCGAGGGACGAUGGCCUUCAUCCAUGUGGGAUGUCUCCAACGCUGGCGGAUCACCUCGCCCUCUCCCAAAUCGUUCUACAGGUGUGAUCAAUGCGGCUAUCGAUACAAACUCAGGAGAGCUAAGAUCGCCGGGCUGGCUGAGAACCCUGCCAUCUUGGGCGGGUGUAACAUCAUUCUUUCCGGUUUCAUUUCCAGUUGGCUCUUGGAAAGUUACUCUCAAAUCACUACCCUCGAAACUCAUUGGGACUCUGGCUUGGGCCCCUUUUCUUACGAUUCUACCGGCAAAAUCGUCGGUGAAGUCGUUGGUGAAGCUGUACGUGUACUGAAUAGUAAGCUCCACGUAGAUGACACAAGAUCUAGAACAAGAAAGGCAGGAACGACGCCAGUGAGACGAUCGAAGUUAGUCACACAAUCGCAAAGAGAGAACGAAGUGAGCGAACUAAAGCCUAUCGAAACGGGGGAGAAGGAGGAACAUACAUACCGAUACGUGCGGGCCAAGGCGAAGAAGAAAGGCCAAGAAGCGUCGAGCUCCGAACCGAUUGCAAUCUAUUCAACUCGGCCGACGACGACGACGACGAAACGGAGACGUUCUUCCACUGGACAAUUGGGCAGGAGGCAGAAGAAAGAGGACGACGAUGAAGAAGAUGAAGAAGAAGAAGAAGAAGAAGAACCGGGGAACAUAAUCCAAUCGAUUGUGAGCAAGCUACUGAGUAAGCUAGAGGCCUUAAUCAAGCACACGAUCAAAGGACUAGCGUUUAUCGGGGUGAUGAGUUUCUUCCAACUGGCCAUGUCUGUGACUCUCUUCUCGCCGUGGAACUUUGGGAUCCGGAACUCGGUCCUGCGGAUGAUGCGGUCGGGAUCGACUACCAGUAGGACAUCCGCUGGCCGGGCGGCUGCCGCGGAUCCUAACGGGAUCGGCAGCUUGCUUAUCCUCAUCUUCGUCCUCCUCGGAGUCCUUAAAGCUAUCCAAUCCGUCUGGAAAUUCGUCAGGAAAUCCUCCCAAUGGGCUCUCCGCAAAAUCGAGGACGGCGUCCUCGACGUUCGGUCUAACUAG
Messenger RNA from Puccinia graminis f. sp. tritici CRL 75-36-700-3, 1506 nucleotides. RefSeq lists its product as uncharacterized. NCBI's taxonomy places the organism in Eukaryota, Fungi, Basidiomycota, Pucciniomycetes, Pucciniales, Pucciniaceae. The transcript has 3 exons. The coding region runs from base 1 to 1506 and encodes 501 amino acids. The record is from RefSeq and is a predicted model, not a curated record. Gene Ontology annotation, molecular function: zinc ion binding.